Molecule: messenger RNA, 1322 nt
Organism: Rhincodon typus (whale shark)
Lineage: Eukaryota; Metazoa; Chordata; Chondrichthyes; Orectolobiformes; Rhincodontidae
Product: protein FAM78B
Exons: 2
Coding region: 505-879 (124 amino acids)
Source: RefSeq, a predicted model, not a curated record
AUGGACCUGGCGAUUCAUUAACCGUUAGCGAUGAAGGCACAAGAAAGGCUGUCUGGUUCUGCGAGGCUUCAAAACAGAUGCAGACUAUGCUGGGGUCAGUGGCUACAGUGCGUUUCCUCCGCUCCCAGUGCGACUCGAUUACAACGGGAAACCCGCAUAUCCUCUCUCUCCUCUUAUCUUUUUGCCAAUAUGCUGCCUGGUCUUCCUCCUGCUUCCUGCCGUUUGUGACAUGAGAAUAAGGAAGCGAAAGACACACAGGGGGAUUAAACAAAAAAAAAGGAACUAUAGCCCGGACCCGAAUAACGAAUUCAAACUGAAGACGAAAGACUGUUGUCUGAAUUGACGCGCUCUGUAAGGUCUAGCUGGGAACUUCCUGAUUUGCGAGAAGGCAGGGUUAAAGCUAUCAGUGAUUCUGAUGGAGUCAGCUAUCCAUGGUAUGGAAACACCACCGAGACAGUGACUUUGGUCGGUCCCAUCAACAAGGCGUCUCGGUUUUUAGUCAGUAUGAAUGACAAUUUUUACCCGAGUGUAACAUGGGCUGUCCCUGUGAGUGACAGCAACGUGCCGCAACUAACCAGGAUUAAAAGAGACCAAAGUUUCACCACCUGGCUGGUAGCCAUGAACACAAUCAGCAAAGAGAAGAUUUUACUUCAGACAAUCAAAUGGAGGAUGCGGGUUGACAUAGAAGUUGACCCAUCGAACCCGUUGGGCUAUCGCGCUAAGCUUGUUGGAAGGACACAGCAGGAGCAGCCUCGGAUAUUAAGCAGGAUGGAGCCUAUACCGCCCAAUGCCUUGGUGAAGCCCAACGCAAACGACGCCCAAGUUUUAAUGUGGAGACCCAAACGUGGUGUACCUCCAGUUGUCAUACCUCCCAAGUAGUAAUAAGAGGCUUGCAGCCGUUUAAGGAAAUCUUCUAAGGCCGUGCAUUUUUAAUACACCCCCCACCCCCAUUUCAUUCAGCAGUUAGGAACGAACAAGGUUGGAAUUUUUUUUUUGGUUGGUGGGGGGGCAUCUGCACUUGUUUGGAGGAGGUGAAUGAAGCCUUUGGUUCGGUUGUACAUCUCGGCAUCUCACGUGGCUGUUUACAAAGGUCAUCCGACUGUACAGACUACUCUGGUAACACUUGAUAUUUAUUUUUUUGGUUUUUUUUUUGAUAAUGCAAAGUUCUCGGUCCAGAUGAACUGGCCGUGGUGCUGAAAUGUGACGGGGAUACGGUACCACUAUUUUCUAACUGCCUGCGGGCCUUGCGUGGCUCCACAGUGCCAGCUUCAAUCAGACGAUGCUUCCUACUCUUGCUAACAGGUCCUGACUGUUCGACUGAU